AUGGCUCGGCAAAGCUCUAGCGGCUCACGCAACAACCGGAGAGACCAAGGCAACCCUGGAUCCAGGGAUCUGGAAGCCGCACACGGCAUCGCUGCUGCAGGCCAAUCUGAUGGGGCGCCACCGACAAGGGCGGCCGCUGGAUGGAGGCCUUGGAAGGUUAUGAUAGGUUGCUUCUGUCUCACGGUUCCCACAUACGGGCUACUGAGCAGUAUCGGGCUGUUCCAGACUUACUGGCACGAGCACAUGCUCCAGGGCUAUUCAGAGAGCGAGAUCUCGUGGAUCAUCUCCGUAUUCGGCUUCCUUACUUGCCUCUUUGCAUCGCCUGCAGGGAUAGUCUUCGACCGCUAUGGAUCGGCUUGGCUACUACCGACGGGCAGCGUGGCAUAUAUUGUCUCUUUCAUUGGCCUGACGUUUUCGUCGACAUAUCAGGAACUCAUGGGCUGCAUGACACUGGCGGGCGUGGCUGCCGCGUUUAGCGUCAUCAGCCAAUGGUUUCAAGCCGGGGCCGGUGUCCCGGCCGGCUUCGUUUCGCUGGGUGCGGCUCUAGGCGGCAUCUUCUUCUCUAUGGUCCUCCAAGUCCUCUUCCAAAAUUUCCAGUGGAAGUCCGCGGCCCUCAUACUCACCGCCAUACUCGCUUGCUUCUUGCUCGUGGGAAAUAUUCUGGUCAAGACCAAUGCGGUGGAGCAAGCAGCAGAUAAUAACGAAGGCUACGAGCCCACAAAGAUAGCAGACAUGCUGCGAUCCCCCAAGUUUUGGCUUGUCAGCUAUGCCCUUUUCGGUGAGCCAUCUCAGCCUCCCAGACUAACGGAGCCAACCUACGAGCUCGUACUCUUCAUCCAGUGGGGUUCUAUCCCUUCCUACGCAGUAUCUGCCCAAGUUGGUAGUAUCCAGUUCUAUUUGAUGAUGUCGUACAACAUUGGCGCCGUGUUUGGACGAACCGUUCCCCCUUACGUUUCGGAUCGGAAGCUUGGCUCGAUAAACACCACCAUAUUGAUGAAUAUUUUCACGUUGCUCGUCGUGCUGGUGAUAUGGCUUCCUUUUGGCGGCUCUUCGACUGCGGCCCUUUUUCUUGCCAUUGUCCUUAUGGGGUUUGGCACAGGAAGCUUCGUUCCUCUUGGCGUCUCAUGCAUCAAUGCACUUUGCACCCCGCAAACCGCGGGGACAUGGAUCGGUUCAGUCUACAGUGUCGUCUCUUUUGCCACCCUAAUUGGCAAUCCGGCUUCAGCAGCCAUCCUUGCCCAAUACAAACCCAGCGGUUUGGUAGGCUUUCUAGCCGCGGUCCUCUUUUCCGGGCUUGUCAGUGUCGGGGCUCUUCGGUGGCUCUGCCAUGGGCGUCGGUGGAUCUUGAAGGCUAGGGUUUGA
Canariomyces notabilis is the source of this 1362-nucleotide messenger RNA. RefSeq names its product MFS general substrate transporter. NCBI's taxonomy places the organism in Eukaryota, Fungi, Ascomycota, Sordariomycetes, Sordariales, Chaetomiaceae. The transcript is spliced from 7 exons. Gene Ontology annotation, molecular function: transmembrane transporter activity. Gene Ontology annotation, biological process: transmembrane transport. The coding region runs from base 1 to 1362 and encodes 453 amino acids. The record is from RefSeq and is a predicted model, not a curated record. Gene Ontology annotation, cellular component: membrane.